Molecule: messenger RNA, 333 nt
Organism: Haemonchus placei
Lineage: Eukaryota; Metazoa; Nematoda; Chromadorea; Rhabditida; Trichostrongylidae
Source: the annotation of a GenBank genome assembly
AUGGCCGCAAUAAAAGAGAAAUCGCCUGAACUCGCAGCAAAAGUUGAACAACACUAUCAAAUGUUGAUGGAUAAGAUAAAAAAGCUCCCACCUCCAGCUGAAACCUUCAUCAUGGAGCUUUGGCAAACUGUCCGUAAAACAUACACAGAGGCCAUCUCCGGUCACAAACCUACUCCGGAUCAAUUGAAGGCAAAAGGCGAGCAAAUUAUCAGUAAGUACGAUGCGCUACCUGAAUCGGCUAAAGGCGAUCUCGAGAAGAACUUUCCCUACAUUACCAAAAUGUUGAAAGACAAGGACCUACCUGCGAAGCUCGCCGCCCUUCCCCUGAACUAG